Molecule: messenger RNA, 1171 nt
Organism: Cercospora beticola
Lineage: Eukaryota; Fungi; Ascomycota; Dothideomycetes; Mycosphaerellales; Mycosphaerellaceae
Product: alpha/beta hydrolase
Biological process (GO): protein depalmitoylation
Cellular component (GO): cytoplasm
Molecular function (GO): palmitoyl-(protein) hydrolase activity; carboxylic ester hydrolase activity
Source: RefSeq, a predicted model, not a curated record
CUCACAAGCUAGGUCUUCACAAGCAGGGAGAAGAAAAAGCAUUUGCCAUUUCCCGUGAAUACCGUCUUCACCCUCUUCAUCUCCAGCUCCAAUAGCAACUCUUCAGAGCGCUGCUUGUUGUUUGUCCAAGAUCUACUUCUGUUUCCAGGUUCCGCCUGCUUGCUACUGGCUACUGCAUAUUGCUACCUUACAGCUCCUCUCCGCUUCCAGACCUUCCACCAUGAGUGCCGCUACUCUCAGCCAUAAUCCAACCCCAAAAGUCGACAACAUGGACGGCAUUGCUCCAAUGAAGCGUCGCAUGACACUGCCGACCGAGCCCAAACGCCAGGAUCCGAUUUACAUCCCAGCUGAGAAGCCAGCUUCGGAUCCAGCACAUGGAGCAGCUUUCAUUCUUGUUCAUGGACUGGGCGACAAUGCCGAAGGGCUACAAGCUGUUCCUCAGCAAUUCCAAUCCGCCCACAAACUUCCUUACAUGCACUGGAUCAUUCCAAAUGCCAUGGAAUCUCGCGAAGCGAUGACAACAGCCUGGUACACACCUUCCUCAUUCUCCGCUUUCCCCCCAGAUCGUCCAGAACUCGCACCCGAAGAAGACGCAGACGGGAUGCUCGCGACAGUCAAGUACAUCGAAUCACUCAUCGAUGCGUGCACGAAGAAGGGCAUUCCACCAAACCGAAUCGUAUUAGGCGGUUUCUCCCAAGGCUGUGCAAUGGCACUUUUGACAGACCUGACAAGUGAAAAGUACGCUGGGAAACUUGGUGGAAUUGUCGGGCUGAUGGGCUACCUUCCUCUUAGCGCGGGGAGAAAACUUGAGGAUAUGAGAGCUGUGGCAGGUCUACCGCCUGUACAUGGUCAAGUCCCCAUUCUACUGGCGAGAGGAAAGAAAGAUCAGAUGAUCCCGGGGAGAAUUUGGAAAGAUACCCUGAAGAGGCUGGAAGAGCUAGGUGUGGAGAGUGAUCUCGAAGUGCAUGAGUAUGAGGGCCUCGGCCACAGCUUGAGCGGGCCUGUGUUGAGGGAUAUUUGCACGUUCGUAGAAAGGUAUGUGCCUGCUCUGGAGGACUGAGAUGAACAGUCUGGAAAAAGAAAGUUAGGUCGGCAAAUGGGAUUUUUGGUUAGCGUAGCGUUUUGCGCAAAGGAAUAGUUCAGGGCAUUGAAUCAAUCGUCUUUCCUCGGA